GUAAACGUUAUGAGAUUUCUUUUGUGAUUCUGUACUUGGCAACUGCAUUGCACGGUUUUCCAGCAUGAACUUGACGAUGUCGUGUCGCAAUAUCAAAAGAUUGGACACGCCUGAUCAGAUUGGCAUCUUUUCACUCACCCUAGCAAGGACUUUUCGCUGUGGAUCUUUCGUUCCAUCUCACGCCCAAACUCUGAGGCCUCGACUCCCACAUCCAGCCCAGAGAAGAUGGUAGCUCUGGUUUAAGAUGCUUGAAGGAUGGCCUCAGAUCUAGAACAGUUAUGCUCUUAUGUUAAUGAGAAGAUUGACAAUAUUAAGAAAAUUCUGUCGAUAAGAAAUCUUGGCCAAGCACCUGCCUUGAAGACCACCUUAAGUAAAAUAGAAAAUGAGAUCAUUACAGUAAAUGAACUUCUAAAUCAUUUUGAGUUGGAAAUUCAGUAUCAAGAACAAACCAACAAGUCACUUAAGGAGCUCUGUGAAUCUCUUGAAGAUGAUUUGAAAGAUGUGGAGCAUCUCAAAGAACACAUUCCAUCCUAUUUGCCGCAAGUGACAGUGACCCAGAGCUUGGUUAACAAAUCCAAUCUGGAUUCUAAAGAGCCAGUCGAAGCUGAGGAACCUGUCCUGGCAAAGAAGCCUCCCAGAGAACAGAGAAUUAUAAAGGAAAUGCAGUUUAUAACCACUGAUGAAUUCAAUGGUGUUCCUGCGUACAUGAAAUCCCGUUUAACAUAUUGUCAAAUUAAUGAUGUUAUUAAAGAAAUUAAUAAAGCAGUGGUUAGUAAAUACAAGAUUAUACAUCAACCAAAAGCAUCUAUGAGUUCUGUGAAGAGAAAUCUCUACCAAAGAUUUAUUAAUGAAGAAACAAAGGACACGAAAGGUCGUUAUUUCAUUGUGGAAGCUGACUUAAAGGACUUUACGAACUUGAAGGCUGACAAGAGAUUAUAUGUGAUCUUGAACAUCUUACGGCAUUGCCAGAGACUGUCAGAGGUUCGAGGGGGAGGACUUACCCGUUAUGUCCUAAUCUGAGACUUUCGAAGGCUCGGAACUGACUGGCAGUAGGGUUUAGAGGACAGUCUUGAAAUUUCUUAUGUAAUAUUAUUAGCUGCUACACUUCCUGGUCUUGUUUUUUACAGAAAUAAAACUUUGUUUGGGUCAAGCAUAUGUAUUUUCAAAAUGUACUGCCCUUAGGAAUGUGGAUGAAGCUGGGACUCAUAGUAAACACAUAAGCCAAAGUCAGAAUGAUAAACCUGAUCUCCUAUGUGGAACCUAGACUGAAAUUAAAAAUGUGUAUAAUGUGGAGACCAAAAAGUAAGGGGAAGAGAGAACCAGAAGAUAAAGGGAUUAUGUGAGGACUAUCUGGGAACCAGCCAAGGGGAGCAGAGUAGAAGCACAGGAAAGGGCAGGGUGUGAAUUAAAAUAAAGUGUAAUGUCACACAAUGUAUGAAAAUGUAGGAACGGGACUCAUUUCUUUGUAUGCUAACUUAAAAGUUAAGUUAAAAAUAUUGUUGUGUAGGGGACACCGUAACCACGCGUACUAGGAGCUGGCUACAGGUAUGCCUGACCACACCUGCAAGGGUCAGGGUGACGUAGGAAAGGUUUAAGAGUGAGGGGCGUGCACGUGGAAGGCCCUUCCUCCGUUUCAUCUUCUGCUUGCUGUACUUACUCUGCCCUGCUGGCUGGCUAGGUCGCUCUGUAAUUAAGGCUUCUUCCUAAUACCCUUAUAUCUUUACCUGACUUCGUAUUGGUAAUGCCCACAUUAUUGCUGCCUUUUAGCAAAUAUUCAACACUGCCAAAGACAGCCUGUGUAUGAGGUGUGCAGUGAAAAGCACAACUAGUUCUGUUAAGUGGGCAGUACUGCAGAUACUAUGGGCAUAGACUUGAUGUUGGGAAAGAUGAGGAUACCCAAGCCCUCUGGGUUGUAAAGUCUGAUUACUGAUUUUCCAUGUGCCCUUAGGGAACAGCUUCCUUAAAAUGCAUUCUGUAUAAGCCAGCCUGCCUGCUUCAACCUGUAAGGAAGUAUAUUGAGAUGCUGUGAUAUUGUCAUACAAUAAAUAUGUGUUAAAUCUUUACUUUCA
Messenger RNA from Cricetulus griseus (Chinese hamster), 2069 nucleotides. NCBI's taxonomy places the organism in Eukaryota, Metazoa, Chordata, Mammalia, Rodentia, Cricetidae. The record is from RefSeq and is a predicted model, not a curated record.